AUUUACAUUUCUUGAGUGUUUGUGAGAAUAAUUUUUAUUUAUAAUCAUGAUAGACGGAAACAUUUCUAUGGAGGAAGACACAGAAUUACGGGAUUUAGUGGUGCAAACCCUUGAAAAUAAUGGUGUUCUUGCAAAAGUGCGGGCAGAACUCAGGGCAAGUGUGUUUUUAGCUCUAGAAGAACAAGAAUCCGUAAUGAAUCCAGAACCACUUCUUAAUAAAACCGUUAAACAGUACCUGGCUAAUUCAGAAGGAAAAUUAUUGUUUUCCUUGGUUAGGGAGUUCCUAGAAUAUUUUGGUCUUGAUUAUACAAUAUCCGUAUAUGAUCCAGAAACAUACUUUGGAAAAGAAUAUAAUUAUAUUGGAAGAAAUAAAUUAUGCGAAGAGUUAGGUAUUGAAUCCAAUGAGCCAUUGCUUGGAGAAAUUUUAAAAAAUAGCAUGCACAGUGCCUUCAAAAAUACACAAAAGAAUAACAUUGACAAAAAAUUUAAUAAAACUGAUACAACUGAAACAAAUAUUACUAAUACAACAUUUGAAAUUUCCAUUCCAAAAGUAUUAAACAAUGAAUCUACAUCAUUGUCAAAUGAUAAUGAUAUAUCGGAUAAUUUAGAAAGUGUUUCACAACAAAGUCCAAAACUUCCAAUAAAUGUGACAAUAACUGAAAAAAAAAAUAAAGAAACAUCUGUUCAUGUUUCAUUAGAUGAAUUAAAUUAUGAGAAGCAAGAUUCUCUCAAAAAUAGUACAACUUCUGAAUAUAAUGAAGAAAACAAUGGAAUUGAUAGCAAAGGGAACAAUAGUAUGAAUUUUGAUACACUCCCUACAAGUCCAAAUGGCACAAUAAUGAAUCAUACUACAAAGGAGACUGAGAUAGAUACACUCAUUCAAACAAGUUUACUAAAUAAAACCGAGCCUUUAAUUAAGUUUGAUGAAUCUAUAAUUACUGAAAUGCAAACAAAUCAAAAUGAAGAUAUAAAUAAGCAAAAUAAUAUAAAUAGUUUGGAAUUACAAAUAGUAAAUAAUGUACAAAACAAAAAACCAGUUAAUACUGGAAACAGUUUUGGAAAAACUGUAUACUUUGAAGAAAUUAUUGUUGAUGGAAAAAGAGAGAAUAUUAAUGAUAUACAUAAUAAUGAGACCUUUUUACAAGAUUUACCACCUUUAGAUAAAAAAUCACAUUCUAUACUUAGCAAUCUCCCACCAUUAAAUGGUAAAAAAACUAAUAUUAAUGAUUUGAAAGAAUUAAUGGAUAUUGGACUUGGAACUGAUGGAAUAGAUAAUUAUGAAGAAGAUUUUGUUUCAUCUGCAUCUGGUAGUACAUAUGAUCAAAGUCCUUCUAAGGAUCCUCAAAAAUCAAAUAGUCCAAAACUACAAACAAAAAAACAAGAUAAAAUUCAUAGUGUUCAUAGUGCUCAUAGUGAGGAUAUAAGUGAAGAAAUUGAAGAUGUAGAUGAUAUAUUAAGCAGUACAUCAUGUCUUGAAGAUUUAAACAUAGACAAAAAUAUGUCAAAUUUUGCAACGGGUAUUACAACAAAUUGUGCAAAGGAACUAUAAUGCACUACAUAUACUAAAGAGCUACUAAGAACUUUAAAAUAUUAAUUCAUUAAUAUUCAAUAUUCUGUGUCAGGGCAUCAAGUAUAUUAAUGCGAAUUGGUAUAAAUUUAUAAAAUUAUUUUGAUUUCUAACGUGGCACUGCCAUUUAUGGCUCAAUACUUAUAAGUUCUCCUACAAAAAAACGUAGAAGGAAAAUGUCUGAAAAUAUAUUUAUAAAUAUUAUACUUUCAAUAUUUUAUAAUUUUUUUUUGUCAAAAAAUAUUUUUAUAAAUAAUGAACUUUAUUUUAUUUUAGUAAUAUUUUUUAAAUACAUCUUAUGGAAUUAACAUUAUAUUUCAGUUUUUUAUAAAAACAUUAUAAAAAUUUUAUCAAAAGAAAUUAAAUAUUAUGAAUUAAAUUAAUGAACUGCCAUUAUUAUCUGUUAUUAUUGUAAUAAGAUAUUAAAUUAUAUUUUUGUAAUUAAAAAUAUUAAAAAUAGAAAUCAUAUAAAAAUUCUAAAAAAAGAUUUCUAUGAAAUAAAAUUUUGAAACAGAUUAAUAAAAUACUAUUUAAAGUAAAUAUUAUUUUUUCUUCUUUUUGUUUUCUUUAUGAUGUAUUAUAUUAACUGAAUUAGGAAAGUAAUACUAAAAUUAUUAAUUGUAUACUUUCAGACAAACUGCCUUCUACGUUGUUCUGUAAAUAUAUCUAGUAUUAUACUCAUUAAAAACAAUUAUCUUAAUGUUAAAAUAUCUUAAAAAUGAAAAGUAAUCAGUUACAUUAAUGGUUGUUGAAUACUUAGUUAUCUUUUAAAAAAUUUUGUAACAAUUUUGUUAUGUUUACCGAAAUAAUUCCUGUCCCUUUUAUGACUGAAAUGUCAUUACCUCAUUUAACUAAAGUUACUGAUAUAGUAUUGAUAGCAAUAUCAGUAAAUCAUCCGUCUAUAUAAAAAUGGAUUGUCUAAAAAAAUAUAUAAAAUUAUUUUUCUUUAAAAAUAAUGGUGCUAAAUGCAUAAAACUAAAAAUUAAAGAAUUUGAAGAUUAAUAUUCAAUAAAAAAUUAAUAGAUGCUUAUGUUUGCCUGCAUCCAUGAAUUAAUAUUGAUGAAAUCUAUAUUAAAUAGUUCAAUUUUUGGGCAAUCCAAUAUCUUGAUAUAAAUAUACUAUGCCCCAAUAAGAUGCAAUAACUAAGUACAAUUCAUAAUGGAUCAACUGGAUGCUUGACAAAUCAAAAUCUGUUAACGGUUGUACAGCCUGCUUCCUUCACAAAAUUUUUAGUAGCACGCAAUUAUUGUAAUGUCAUCAAUAGUAAAUAUUGUAAAUGAUUCAAACAAAGAGAUUUCAUCCUUUAAAAUUUCAAUUAUAUAUUAAUUAUAUUUAAAACAAUAAUAUAAAUAUGCCAUUAAUCUAUUUCAUAUAUCAUUUAGUUAGAAAACUUUGUUUUUACUAUAAUUACUAUAAUUUCAUGAAUAUAUAUUUUUUUAUACUAUAAUUUCAUUACUUUGUUAAAAAUUAAUGUUAUAGAACAUUUAUUGUUUUAAUAUUCAAUUUUUAUAACUGAAUCAAAAAAUAAUCAAUUAUUUAUUUUAAAAAAUCAUAUUUUAAAUAAUAAAAAUAUAAAAUUUAAAGUUUUUACUUCUACAGUAUUAUGAAAUCUCUUAAUUUGAAUCAAUAUUUAUCUCUAUGUAUAUAUUAAAGCAGGUGUGUUCCUGACCAAUCAACGUGGUUACAUUUUAAUAUUGAUAUGACAUAUAAUUUUAUAAAAACAAUUUCAGGAUGAUACUGAACAUUCCUACACUUUAUAGAAUGUAAAAUAUAAAUACAUUCCAUUGUUAUUAAGAUUAUUAAGCACUUUUGUUGUAUUGUUAGCAUUAGUAAAGAAAUUUACAUAAAAAGUAUUUUUCAAUGUAAAUUAUAAGAAAGAGAAGAAGGAAGAGAGUAAUUUAAGAAAUGUUUCAUAACUUAUAACAGUAUAUCAACAAAUUUUAUUUUACAUUCUGAUAAAACUAGAAAAUGUUUUUGUAAACAUUUCUAUUGCAGGGUAUAUAAACAUUUUUAUAUUUAUGUAGUUUCAGAAGUGAUUUCAAAUAAUCCUAAACUGAUUAAUAUAAUAUCACAUGUUCUAUGUUUUAAUAUAUACAAAAAUCUUGUUAUAUAUAUAUAUAUAUAUUUUCUUUUUCUUUUGGAAAAUGUGUAAAAUGCACAUAAAGUACAUAAUAAAUAUAUAAUCCUUCAUUUUAUAUGCCGAACAUAAAAAUAAAUACAAUAUAAAAAAGUUAAAAAUAUAUUUUUUAAGAUUAGAAAAUAUAUUAAUAUAAAUUUCUUUACAUAUAACACAUAUAUAUAUCUUUGCACUGUUUUUUUGCUAAGAAAAGAUAUAUAUAAUUAAUAACAUCGAUUUGUUAUGUUAUGAACUAUCUGUAUCGAUCUGUACAUAUAAUAAUGGCAUAUAAUGUACUGGUGAAUUGUGAAUUAAUUAUAGAUUUUGCAAACACUGAUAUGAAAUAGUUGUAAUUAUUGUUAUUUACUAAUUUAUAAUAUCAAAUUGAACAGAUGAAGUAUUAAUGAAUCACUUACAAUAUUUUUUCAUACAGUCCUAGAGGUUUAUUUUUGUAACCACGUUGAAGUAUUGGUAGCUAUAUUGUGCCUUUUAGUGUAUAUGAAUAAGAAACAAUGCAAAUACAUACUAUGGAAUUGCGGAAUUUAUAAAAUAUCUACGUUACUUAUUUAUGAUUUUGAAAUAUGAUGUAACAAUAUUCAUGUAUAUGUUAUUUAUUUUAUAAAGAUUUUUCUCUUUUGCAA
Apis cerana (Asiatic honeybee) is the source of this 4324-nucleotide messenger RNA. RefSeq names its product myb-like protein D. NCBI's taxonomy places the organism in Eukaryota, Metazoa, Arthropoda, Insecta, Hymenoptera, Apidae. Gene Ontology annotation, biological process: microtubule anchoring. The record is from RefSeq and is a predicted model, not a curated record. Gene Ontology annotation, cellular component: centrosome.